Messenger RNA from Pestalotiopsis fici W106-1, 2079 nucleotides. RefSeq lists its product as uncharacterized. The transcript is spliced from 4 exons. The record is from RefSeq and is a predicted model, not a curated record. The coding region runs from base 1 to 2079 and encodes 692 amino acids. NCBI's taxonomy places the organism in Eukaryota, Fungi, Ascomycota, Sordariomycetes, Amphisphaeriales, Sporocadaceae.
AUGGCUCCAAAUUAUCGGAUCAAGGUCCCAUGGGUCUAUGAACGAACACACUCGAUUGACGCAGAGGUUGAAUUGUCAGAUCCAAGUCAUGACCACCCAGAAAAUACAUCCAUGGUGGAGGAGCAUAGCAACUCAUUGUCCCACAACGCAUGGGGUCUGGAGGUGUUGACUUCUAUCGCCAGUCUUCUUAUCUUCUGCGUCAUCAUCGUCAUCUUCAUACGCAUGGACAACAGACCACUCACAUAUUGGACGUUCUCAAUCUCUAUCAAUGCAAUUAUCUCCAUCUUGACGACCAUGUGCACUGCAGCAAUGAUGCACAACGUGAGCUCUUUCAUCAGUCAAUUGAAAUGGCUUCACUUCAAAGGGAAGCAGGAUAGGCUAUAUAACCUCGAAUAUUUUGACGGUGCUAGUCGUGGUCCGUAUGGGUCCAUCGUCCUAAUCUCCAGAGUUCGAUGGAAUCUAGCAACACUUGGAGCAUUGAUUACCAUAAGUCGACUCGGUUUCGCGCCCUUUACUCAGCAAGUAAUCGAUCUUCAGCCGCGGAAUGUUACCAUAGAGGACCCCAGCGCUACCUUUGGGUUCUCUCAUGAAUACGAUAGACACUUUACACAUAGAGAUUUGGCAAACACUGGUACCGAUAACCUGAAACAAGAUCCAUCAAUGGAAGCCGCUAUCCUUCAAGGUGUCUACAACAUCACCACGCCUUCUGUAUUCAGCUGCCCGGGCACUUGUUCCUGGAACUCAUCUUAUAUUUCAAUAGGAUUCAAAAGCGUUUGUGAAAAUGUUACAACUACUACCUUGAAGACCAAGACUUGUGUCUUUGACAAUGAUGGGUCUGUCACAAUAUGUAAUAUGACGACACCAAAAGGCAUCGGGCUCUCUCUGACAAGUCAAGAUACAAACUAUGCAACUAUUUUGCAGCUCAAUGACACCUUGCCACCCAUGGAUAUGAUACCAGAUAUAGUCAACAUCGCUGUUUAUCGGUCAUCCAUCAAACCCAACGGGAAUAUAACACAAGGUUGGAAUGAAAAUAUUACGGAAUGUACAUUAUCCAUGGCGGCUUACAAUUAUUCCGGAGCGUACGCUCAAGGAAACACUUUUUCAUUUGCAAGCAUUGACGAGGUCAAGAUAGCAAGUGAUCUCUGGAAUUGGCAAUUCAACGAGUGGCACGACGUCGCAGACAACGAUUUAGAAAUUGGCCAAAUUUGGACAAACGGUUCAGAAGCGGGCGUUCCACGAUUGGUGUUGGGUUAUGGAGACUUCACGUCUCUACGGGCAUAUUUUCAAUCUGAUAUGAUCUUGACAGAAUGGAGAGACGGAGGCGGAUGGCCGAAUACCAACUAUGGUAUUAGUCCUGCACUUAUCGGUGAUGUCAAUCUUCCGGGACUUUUUGAAAAGAUGGCCGAGAGCAUGACGGAUUACCUGCGUUCUGGUCCUAACCACCAGCUUGCAAAUGGAACCAGCAUCGAGUCCGUCGUUUUUGUCUCGAUUCGAUGGCCUUGGAUGAUCGGCCCCGCCUGUGUUGAGUUGGCCGCUGCAGUGUUUGCACUUUUAACAAUUUUCCGGAGCAAGAAAUACCAACAAGUACCUCUGUGGAAAUCUUCAAUAACAGCGGUGCUCGAUUACCAUCACGACAAGGAGCUUGCGUUACUACGAAAUGGUCAGCCUCUGGUGCAUCGCCAACAAAACCUGGACUUCAUUCCGGAAUGGGAGCGUGUCGUUAUCCCGCCAUUCGACUACUUGCUUGAGGAGAAGCGUUGCGAAGUUGACUCCGAGCGCCUGGCACUGUUCAGCUACUCCUUCGGCGACUACCUGGCAGCCCCUGCCGCCGCUUUCGAACCACGCAUCUCGGCAGUGCUGCUCAACGGUGGCGUCUGGGAUACCUUUGAUUCCUUCUCGGCGCCCCUGUCUCUGGCCCUGCUGCAGCACCAUUGCCAAUCAAUCGCCCGCUCCACGCGAUUUACCUACAAUCCUUUGGCCUCGCCAACUGCAACGCCAGAUGCUACGAUAAUGUGGCCCGAUCACUGCAUAACUGUCUCCUGGCUGCGUGAUAUUCUUGCGAAGCACCACCGCGGUUGA